CCGCCAGCAGGACUUCUCCAUGCCCCGCAAUAGCAAUCCGAACACAGUUGUGCUGAAAUGAUGGCAUCACACACGUGAUUCCCUUCCUCUUGCUGGCGCCGCACGCCACGAUUGCCAUCACUACAUUUACGCACCAUGUUGCUGAUGAUAACGCCGGUUUGCUGGUCGAGCGUUUAACAUGGCGGUGCCGCCUAUGAUGUGCCAGCGAUGCGCUUGAUGUACAUUGGCGAUGCGCUUCGGGCCAUUUGAGCUUUUCAGCGGGUCGGUGAAAGUCGCGGAGAGGAGACGACCGUCACUUGUCUGUACGUCGGAACGAUGCGAUGCACUCGGAGCCUUUUACUCCCGACUCUUCUGUCCCUUAUCUUCCCUUAUUUGAACCGACGCCGCUAAAGCGACCACUGACGCCAAGGAUGGAUAUCGUGCAGGCCUCGUUCCAAGCCUCCUUCGACUCGCGUGUGGAUCGCCUCAGCGACGUCGACCUCGACGACCUGCGCGUGGUAAUGCGCUGUAAAGAAAAUAUUGCGAAGUAAACUAAUUCGUGGCGCUGCAAGAUAUUUCGCUACUUCGACACAGACGGAGACGGCGCUGUCUCAGCGGAUCAAGCAUGCCGCAUGUUUGCACUGUUGGGGCUCGAUGUCAACACUACCCAAGUUCGUGAACUGGGGGAGGUUUAUCUCAAUGGUAACAAAAGUGAAAUUAAUUUAUUCAUCAGAUAAAAAUCUGAGUUUUUGUUGUGGUUGCAGAGUUCAUGAAGAUCGUAGACAGUCAUGUACAAGUUGCUGCUCCUGUUACAAGUGAAACCCCUGAUGCUGUGGAGGCUACAGCACAAGAAGGAAACACACCAGCUCAGCAAAUUCCAGAUCCGGAUGUCGAGGAGGCUGAGAAGAAGCUCCAAAAUGAAAAGGCCAUGGAAAUCGAGUGGAAGUUGCUGGACACGUAUCGUCGAGGACGUGUGAGCAUGCAGGAGCUGAGACUUUUCCUCGCAAACUGUCAUUCAACACUCUCGCUGGACGACACAGUGAGAUUCCUCGAAACCUAUGGCAACACCAUAGAGAGUGAUGGCACUGAAGAAUUGGAGUUAACCAAAGAAGGUUUCCUCAAGUUCCGCCGUGAAUACACAUCCAGAAAGAUUUCCCUAUCGGACUACGACUCGUCUUCAGAAGAUGAUGAGGGUGAUCUCGUGGGCGACACUGGUACGAAGGAGCAGCGAGCUCCUGACGACUCUGUGUCCUCGGAUGCGAACCGAGCAGGUAGCAUUAACAGCCCAGUAUUAAAGCGACUUCAGUCUCGUCGUCCUGAUCGUGGCCCCAUUGACAACUCAAGCGACCACAUUCGAACUUCUACAGAGCACGAACUGAUCGUCAACCCGGACGAACUGAUCGAGAGCGACGAAAGCGAAGGAGAACCUGCAACAAACAAUCAGAAUACGGUUAUAACGCAGCAAUCCUAAAUAAUUAGGAUGCAAAAUAACUAGAUUUAACCAGAAAAUCAGGACUACACGUCUCUAAAUCUGCA
Phytophthora nicotianae INRA-310 is the source of this 1515-nucleotide messenger RNA. RefSeq lists its product as hypothetical. NCBI's taxonomy places the organism in Eukaryota, Oomycota, Peronosporomycetes, Peronosporales, Peronosporaceae. The transcript has 3 exons. The record is from RefSeq and is a predicted model, not a curated record. Bases 749 to 1450 code for a protein of 233 amino acids.